AUGUCCGAGUCAAAGAAGGCCCAGAUCCGCAGCAUGCUCAUCGGCAUUGAGCUCUACAACCCCAACAACAUCGAGGUUCUGCAGGAGUACCUGAAUGAGCAGUGUGCCGAGAACACCUACGACCUGGAGGCGAACCUGGCCAUUCUGCGUCUGUACCAGUUCAACACCAACAAAAUCGACAAGAAGGUGAUCAUCAACAUCCUGCUGAAGGCGCUCACCGCUCUGCCGCAGACCGAUUUCAUCCUCUGCAAGGGACUCAUCGACCCGAACUACUUCGAGGAGGAGGAUCUGGAGAAGAACCCCGAUCUGAAGCACGUUCUGGAGCUGCACAAGCUGCUGGAGAUCUGCGACUUUAAGCAGUUCUGGUCGGUGCUGCGCACUGACCCAGGCGUCUACCUGGGCAUUGCCGGCUUCGAUGACGCCAUCCGACAGUUCAUCUGCCACGUCGUGAAGAUCACCUACCAGACGAUUGACAAGACGACGCUGUGCGAGCUGCUCGGCGGACUGGACGACUCGCAGAUCACCUACUGGAUCAACUGCAACAAGUGGAAGCUGGAGGGCGACUUUGUGUACAUCUCCAACCAGGAGGAGCUGAUCAAGAGCAAGAACAUCAAGGAGAAGAUCGAGUUUGACAGUAUAGCUCGUGUGGUCACCGCAGUCGCUGCCUCCAAAUAA
Molecule: messenger RNA, 675 nt
Organism: Rhagoletis zephyria (snowberry fruit fly)
Lineage: Eukaryota; Metazoa; Arthropoda; Insecta; Diptera; Tephritidae
Source: RefSeq, a predicted model, not a curated record